AAAAAAGCAGCGGAACCUUCUCGCAGUUUCCUCGCCCCACCACCACACCCACGCAUCACCGCGCGCCGUCAUCUCCACCGCUGGGCGCCCAUCCGGCGGGCCAGGCCGCGCCCGCCCGCUUGACUCCCCAUCCCCGUCCGCCGCGCGACGCGCGGGGACCUGGCCUCCGCUCCUUCUCCACGUCGCGGGCACGAGUGGCGGGUCGCCCUCGCCUUAUUAGCGCCUCCCUCCGCGACCGCGUGCCUCUUCUCCCGUCUCCUCCGCGCGCCCUCGCCCUCGGCGCCCUCUCUCUCUCUGCCCACAACCGCCCGCUGGUUUUCUCCAAGCUACGCAACGCGGAAACUUCCAGAAGCCACCACCUUUCUUCUUCCUUCCGUCCUUUGAUUGUUUCUCCCCUUCCUCGCCGGCCGGAUAGGGGCGCGACGGUGUCGCCGGGCCGGAUCUGCGCGGGCGGCGGCGCCAUGGCCGCCGAGCAGGCCGCCGCGGGGGGCGAGCCGCCUCCGGCCACGCCGCAGCCGGCGGAGGGCGUGACGGCGGCGGGGCAGAGGUCGGUGCCCACCCCGUUCCUCACCAAGACGUACCAGCUGGUGGACGACCCGGCGGUGGACGACGUCAUCUCGUGGAACGACGACGGCUCCGCCUUCGUCGUGUGGCGCCCCGCCGAGUUCGCGCGCGACCUCCUGCCCAAGUACUUCAAGCACAACAACUUCUCCAGCUUCGUGCGCCAGCUCAACACCUACGGGUUCAGGAAGAUCGUGCCGGACCGGUGGGAGUUCGCCAACGACUGCUUCCGGCGAGGGGAGAAGCGGCUGCUCUGCGACAUACACCGCCGGAAGGUGACGCCGGCCGCGGCUGCGACGGGGGCGGCGGUCACGGUGGCCGCGGCCGCCGCCGCCGCGGCGGCCAUCCCGAUGGCGCUGCCCGUUGGCUCGCCGGUGUACUCCGGCGAGGAGCAGGUGCUGUCGUCGAGCUCGUCCCCGGAGCCCCCGCCGCUGCAGCCGCAGGCGGCGUCCGGGUCGGGCUCCGGCGGCGCGGCCUCCGGCGGCGACGCGGGCGAGGAGAACGACCGGCUGCGCCGCGAGAACGCGCGCCUCGCGCGGGAGCUCGGCCAGAUGAAGAAGCUCUGCAACAACAUCCUCCUCCUCAUGUCCAAGUACGCCGCCACCCAGCAGCUGGACGCCGCGAAGGCCGCGGCGGCGGCGGCGGCCGGGAACUGCUCCGGCGAGUCGGCGGAGGCCGCCGCCACGCCCCCGCCGCUGCCGUCGGUGCUCGAGCUCCUCCCCUCGUGCCGCGGCGGGCACGCUGCCGCCGAGGAGCCGCCCGAGGCGGCGGCGGCGGCGGGGACGGAGCGCGGGGACGACGACGAGGACAAGGCCGGCGCGAGGCUGUUCGGCGUCUCCAUCGGGCGGAAGCGCGCGCGCGACGACACCAGCAACGGCUACUCCGGCGGCGUGGAGGACCCCGUGAGCCGAGGCGCGGCGGCGGAGGUGAAGGCGGAGCCGGUGGACGCGCACCCCGACCAGCACCAGCAGCAGCAGCUCAAGGAGCCGCAGGCGUGGCCCAUCUACCGGCCCAGGCCCGUGUACCACCCGCUCCGGGCCUGCAGCGGGUCGGCGGGCAGCGCCGGGAGCGACCACGACGGGUCCCACUCCUCCAGGUGACGCGGCGGCGUCCUCGUCGUCCCUCGCAAGGCAUCGCCGCCGGCGUUAGCAGCAGUUAAAUUACUGUGAUGGAUGGAUGAUACAACAGGAAAGAGGGAGAUCUGAUCAGCUGGGGAUUUUACUGACCCCAUGUAAAACUCCAGUGCGGUUGCCAGUUUCCUUGAUAUCACUGUGUAUAGCAAAGCCCUAUAAAACUAGAGAUUAUUA
Messenger RNA from Panicum hallii, 1868 nucleotides. RefSeq names its product heat stress transcription factor B-2b-like. The coding region runs from base 462 to 1661 and encodes 399 amino acids. The transcript is spliced from 2 exons. Gene Ontology annotation, biological process: regulation of transcription by RNA polymerase II. Gene Ontology annotation, molecular function: RNA polymerase II cis-regulatory region sequence-specific DNA binding; DNA-binding transcription factor activity. Gene Ontology annotation, cellular component: nucleus. The record is from RefSeq and is a predicted model, not a curated record. NCBI's taxonomy places the organism in Eukaryota, Viridiplantae, Streptophyta, Magnoliopsida, Poales, Poaceae.